Messenger RNA from Cuscuta campestris, 4256 nucleotides. The record is from the annotation of a GenBank genome assembly. Lineage: Eukaryota; Viridiplantae; Streptophyta; Magnoliopsida; Solanales; Convolvulaceae.
ACUACAAUUGUCCCUCUGCCGAAUUGGAGUGAUUUUCUUGGAAUUAAAUCUUCCCUUCCAGGGAAGAAGCCCUAAUGCUUCGCCCUCUACCGCACAGUGCCUCACGCAGCCACAAACUCCAAUAACAUGCCAGCACUCCACCACGACCCCCAAUAGUCUGUAGCCGAACUACGGCUUCCGGCCACCCGCUUAUCCUCCGACCUGCACUGCUCGCCGCCGCCGCCACCCGCUUAUCUCUAGACUCUGUAUUGAUAAGUUGUCGGUUCUAGAAGUAGAAGCACUCUGUAGUAAUGUUUUGAUGAUGAGAAACAUCCUGCCACAAGUCAAGAAUGGUCUUCACAGGCAAUAUGGUCACAAGCAACUAUUCACUACUGCCGUGAGUAAUUCUCUCACCAUAAUGGUAAGUGAUGAGUUUCUAAUUUGAGAAGAUUAAAGGAGUGUUUUCUUUAGCUCGCGGAUGGAAAAUAUUGUAUACUUCAAUACAAGAUUACUUGGUUUAUUUAGGUCUCGAAGGUGAAUAUGUAUGUGAUAGUGUUUUCUACUCCUUCCAUCCUAUUUUGUGUUACACUUUCCAAAAAAUCUCAAACUUAAGGAAUUGAAUCUGGGAAAAUAAGAAAAACCCCUGAAAUUACCUUGUUUUCAUUUAUGUGAGCGAUGGUAAUAAACAUUUCAGGAUGCAUUUUUGACAAUUCAAAUUAGCCUUUACUAAAUAUAGUUAUUGGACAGUAAAUUCCAGGCAUCCCCAAAAAAAAGUUGACAACAAAAUCAGGACAGAUAUCCUGCUUUUGGAAGUAUUAAAAGAGUUGACACACUCCCUCGGCAAGCAAGGACAUGUUUGGCUACCAGGGGAAUUCCCUGUAGAGUUUAUGCCAUAAAAUUUGAGCCAAAGUGGCUCUGUACUUUACUGCCAAAAUUUGGAAGGGGGUUACAGUAUAAUCAAGCUUCCAUAGAUGUCCUCAGUGCUGGUUCAUUGGGCAGAUUGGGGUCCCGGUCCUUCUCUAGUAUCCCUAGAAAAGCACUCUCAGACAGAGAAAAUGGCCACAUUCCUCAUGGUGUUAAUAAGGAAGUGAAUGUUGAGAUUCAAAGUUUACCUGCUAGCAAUGAACAAUCGUCCGUAACAAAAGGGAAAUUGAAGCAACGAUCAAGAAGUAAAAAGUGUGACAAUAAAUCUACUGAUGCUAAGGAUGAUGUUCCUCAACAAAAGAAGAGACAAACUGCAAAAAAGAAGCAAUCUCCUGCCAUUUCAGAGAUUAGUUCAACUGUCAUUUCGGAAGUAUCUGAUGAGAAGGUAUUAGGAAAGCAGCAACCUACAUCUUCCAAGAAAAGAAACCGCAGAAUGGGAAAGUCAAAUACAGGAGCCACUGGUAUUGUGAAAUCAGACAAAUCACAAAAUUCUUCUUCAACAAAUAACUUGCAACAAUAUCAAAGUUUAAACAUCAACAGCGAAAUUGAGGCUCAACCUCAGGUUCAGAAAGUGUGGCCAACACUAUAUCCACCUACCAGUAAGUCUGUAUUGGUGGUUGAGUCUGUCACAAAAGCAAAAAUUAUUCAGGGAUAUCUUGGGGACAUGUUUGAAGUUCUGCCUAGUUAUGGCCAUAUCAGGGACUUGGCUGCCAGGUCAGGAUCUGUGCGACCUGAUGAUGACUUCAGCAUGGUGUGGGAGGUUCCUCCAGCUGCAUGGACUCGCCUUCUUGCUAUCAAAGGUGCAUUAAGUGGAGCCAAGAGUAUUGUUCUUGCUUCUGAUCCUGACCGCGAAGGAGAAGCUAUUGCUUGGCACAUUAAAGAGAUGUUGCAGCAACAGGAUGCUUUACGUGAUGAUAUUACGGUGGCAAGGGUUGUUUUCAAUGAAAUAACAGAAUCAUCCAUCAAAAGUGCCCUCCAGUGUCCAAGGGAGAUUGAUGUGAAUUUAGUAAAUGCUUAUCUUGCACGGCGAGCUCUUGAUUACUUGAUAGGAUUCAACAUCUCUCCAUUGUUAUGGAGGAAACUUCCUGCAUGCCAAUCGGCUGGGCGGGUUCAGUCUGCUGCUCUUGCACUAANAUUACGACUCUCAAAAGCUAAAUCAGCAUUCCAUUCAUUCUCACUCAGAGGCAACGGAAAUAGAACAGAAGAUCGCUUCAUCUGUAUUUGAAGUUCUUAGUUCUAAGAGAUCUAAAAAGCAGAGAAACCCGCCUCCUCCAUAUAUAACUUCAACACUCCAGCAAGAAGCUGCUAACAGGUUGGGUUUCACAUCCACAUAUACGAUGAGGCUAGCACAAAAGCUCUAUGAGGGUUUCGAGCUGUCUGAUGGUCAGGCAACAGGACUGAUAACUUAUAUCAGAACUGAUGGAUUACGUAUUUCAGAGGAGGCUGCAAAGGACAUACAGUCCUUUGUUAGAGGACGAUAUGGACAUAAUUUUGCAUCCACAAAUCCUCGUACGUAUUUUAGGAAGGUUAAAAAUGCUCAAGAGGCCCAUGAAGCUGUUAGACCCACUGAUAUUUGUAGGCUUCCUUCAAUGCUGUCUGGGGUAAUAGAUGAUGAUUCCUUAAAGUUAUACACACUUAUCUGGUCCCGUGCAUUGGCAUGCCAAAUGGAACCUGCUACCAUAGAUCAGAUAGUACUUGAUAUUGGGAAAUCUGAUCAAUCUAUUAUUUUUCGUUCUACAUGCUCGGAAGUGGAGUUUCAAGGCUACCAGGCUGUUUAUGAGGACCAAGAAACAAUUUCAAUACGUAAAGAUGAAAAUUGGGACAAAGACACUAGUUUAAUACGUACGGAUGAAAAUGGAGAUGAUAACCGGACUAAAAUAUUUGAGGUUCUAAGUGAUUUGAAGUCGGGGGACACACUGUUUCACUGCAAAACAGAAAUUAAUCAACAUCAUACUCAGCAUCCACCACGCUACUCUGAGGGCAGUUUAGUCAAGAAGAUGGAGGAACUUGGUAUUGGAAGACCUUCUUCUUAUGCAUCCACAAUCAAAGUAUUAAUGGAUAGGAAAUAUGUGACUGCAAAAAGCAGGAUACUAUAUCCUGAAUUUCGGGGACGUAUGGUGUCAGCAUUUCUUUCACAUUAUUUUUCAGAAGUGGCAGAUUAUUCUUUUACCGCUGAUAUGGAAACCGAACUUGAUAACGUGUCUGCUGGAUUGACUGAAUGGAAAGGUCUGUUGAAAGAUUAUUGGUCUAGAUUUAGCAAGUACUGUGAACAUGCUGGUAAAGUGCACAUCCAUCACGUGGAGAAGAUGUUGGAAAAAACAUAUGGAGACUUUUUAUUUGCAUCUCUUCCACACCAUUCUAGGACAUGCCCUAGAUGUGAGGAAGGAACUUUAUCAUUUAAAGUCAGCAGGUUUGGUGCAGGCUAUUUUAUAGGCUGUGAUCAACACCCUAAGUGCAAGUACAUUGCAAAGACAUUGUAUGGUGAGCAGGAAGAUGAAACUACAUCAGAUGAUAAUAAAAGUAUAGAUGAACAGAUAUUGCUGGGUGUCCAUCCAUCUUCAAAUGAAAAGGUUUUCGUUAAGAAUGGUCCGUAUGGAUACUAUGUUCAACUUGGAGAAGACAGGGCAGGACACACUCCCAAGCGAUCGUCACUGGCCCAAGUAAAGGAUAUCACAUCCGUAACCUUGGAACACGCCCUGGAUAUGCUGCGCUAUCCACUUACUUUGGGGAAGCAUCCAGAUGAUGGACGAGACAUUAUCAUGAGAGUUUCAGUAGAAGGAUAUAAAAUCAGACAUAAGCGCACGAUUGCUUCAUUACCCAAGAGCAUGAACCCCAAGGAUGUAAACAUGGAAGUGGCCAUGAAACUGUUAUCAGGAAACAAUGUGAAGAUACUUGGACGAAAGAAGGCCUUAGAAAAGGCUGAGGUCAUCAUGUAGAACACACACAAAAGGAAAUCCUUGCAGGACCCAUCAUAUUGUUCUUCAAGCUUUGAUUAUGUCCAUCUUGAAGUUGAUCAAUUUUAAUGGACAUCACCCAUCACUCAACUCUUUAUCAAAGAAAUUACCCAAUUUUUUUAGAAGAGCAAUUAUAUUUUGGGUAUUAAUCAAGCGAGAUUGCAUUUUAUUAAAAACUUAGAAGUUAGGCUUGGUGGUUAUUAUCAAACCAAUCUUACGUUGACACUGGAUCACAGCGUAGGGGCCUCAAUGGAGCAGUGUCAUCCGGUGUGUCAUUGUAAGGUUGGUGUGAUUGUAACCGAACCGAAGUUCAUCCUUAUACACACAUUGAAGUUACAGUGAUAAACAACAUACUGUCUUUGGAAUUUAUUUAAAAGGGAGUAAAAUGAUGUUAAUUUC